Ailuropoda melanoleuca (giant panda) is the source of this 3060-nucleotide messenger RNA. RefSeq names its product neuronal pentraxin 2 (gene NPTX2). The record is from RefSeq and is a predicted model, not a curated record. NCBI's taxonomy places the organism in Eukaryota, Metazoa, Chordata, Mammalia, Carnivora, Ursidae. The transcript has 6 exons. The coding region runs from base 1 to 1308 and encodes 435 amino acids.
AUGGCUGCGCUCCGAGGGACCCACGGAGCCCAGGUCUUGCUGAGUAAGGUCACCACCUGCUGGGCUGUCGCCGGACCAGCACGGGAGAGCUCUGCGGGUGGCCUCGUGACGCCGGCCUCCGCGCCCUGGCCCCAGCGGAGGCGGUGCGCGCGCGAAGCUGGCGGCGCGCUGAGCCCCGAGGAAGAGCUGCGGGCCGCGGUGCUGCAGCUGCGCGAGACCGUCGUGCAGCAGAAGGAGACGCUGGGCGCGCAACGCGAGGCCAUCCGCGAGCUCACCGGCAAGCUGGCGCGCUGCGAGGGGCUGGCGGGCGGCAAGGCGCAGGGCCCGGCAGCCACAGGCAAGGACACUAUGGGCGAUCUGCCGCGGGACCCUGGCCACGUCGUGGAGCAGCUCAGCCGCUCGCUGCAGACGCUCAAGGACCGCCUGGAAAGCCUCGAGCACCAGCUCCGAGUGAACGUGUCCAAUGCAGUGCUGCCCAGUGACUUUCGAGAGGUGCUCCAGCGGCGACUGGGGGAGCUGGAGAGGCAGCUCCUACGCAAAGUGGCGGAGCUGGAGGAUGAGAAGUCCCUGCUCCACAAUGAGACCUCGGCUCACCGGCAGAAGACCGAGAAUGCCCUGAAUGCUCUGCUGCAGAGGGUGACUGAGCUGGAGCGAGGCAACAGUGCUUUCAAGUCUCCCGAUGCGUUCAAAGUGUCCCUCCCCCUCCGCACAAACUACCUGUAUGGCAAGAUCAAGAAAACGCUGCCUGAACUGUACGCCUUCACCAUCUGCCUGUGGCUGCGAUCCAGCGCCUUGCCAGGCAUCGGCACCCCAUUCUCUUAUGCGGUGCCCGGGCAGGCCAACGAGAUCGUGCUGAUAGAGUGGGGUAACAACCCCAUUGAGCUGCUCAUCAACGACAAGGUUGCACAGCUGCCCCUGUUUGUCAGUGACGGCAAGUGGCACCAUAUCUGUAUCACCUGGACAACACGGGACGGCAUGUGGGAAGCUUUCCAGGAUGGGGAGAAACUCGGCACUGGGGAGAACCUGGCCCCCUGGCACCCCAUCAAGCCAGGGGGUGUGCUGAUCCUCGGGCAGGAACAGGACACCGUUGGGGGCAGGUUCGAUGCCACACAGGCAUUCGUGGGGGAGCUCAGCCAGUUCAACAUAUGGGACCGCGUCCUUCGUGCACAAGAAAUUAUCAACAUUGCCAACUGCUCCAUGAAUAUGCCUGGCAACAUCAUACCCUGGGUGGACAACAACGUCGAUGUGUUUGGAGGGGCUUCAAAGUGGCCCGUGGAGACCUGUGAGGAGCGUCUCCUUGACUUGUAGCUGCCUCCUGCUCUGUCUCGGAGGCCAGGGCUGGGCUGUUCCUGUUGGAAGUGCAAGGCCACCUCCUCCCCCAGUUAAACUGUGUACAAAGCCCCUGCCAGAAUGGGCUGGGGCCCCCAAAGCUCAUUCCCAGGUAAUCUUGAAGGCUGAGGCUCUGUGGCAGCCCUUGUCACUGGAUUCUUUGUUCCUUACCAAGAUUGUAUUGUUUUGAGGGGUGCAGAAACCCUGAGCUUGCAGGUGGGCAAAUAUCUGACUUCCUGUUGGGGGUGGGGGGAUUAAGGCCCUUGAGGCCCCGUGCAGAGCCCCUGUAAUUGCUAGCACACUGCAGCCUUGCCCACCCUCUUGGAUCCUCGAUGUCUUGUGUGCACCUUCUGUCUGUCCCCUUUAAAGGCUGUGUGGCCAUCCUGCUGGAGUAUCUGUGUCCCUUGUGUAUUGAGUAUACCCUGCUGUCCCCUGAGCACGCAGCAAAGCAGCCCCUGCCGCCCACAGAAGGGCCUUUCUUUUGGUGUUCUUUACUAUGCUGUGAGGAACUCUUCAGCUCGAGGAGGAGGGCAGGCUGCCCAGACAACGCCCUGCCUUCUCCAAGAUGGAGGGGGCGUCCGGGCCUCCAGAGGGGGCUGGGAGCUGGAACGCAGAAGGGAGUUCUGGAGAAGGGCUGUGGCAGCUGUCCCUCCCUCUCUGUCACCUCGCCCUCAGACAGAUGCUUUGAUGGACUCAUUGCUGGGAACGGCUUCUUUGAAAAGCCCCUUUUCUCCACCGGUGCCAGAAGUUCAGUUGCAACUUCUAUAGCCAUUCGGUAUGGUCAGGGGGAUUUAUUUUUUCCCAACAGAGAAGAACAGCCAUUAGCAGCCUUCCAUUUUUGAUGUCUUGCCCCACUGUGAGGAAUGUGCUAGUUUUAAUUCAUGUUGAUUCCUGUAAGCAUUUGAAUGUCUCAAGUAUUUCCCCCAGAACUUUUUCAGGAAUUGGAAGUCAUUUGGCCUGAUAUUUGCUUCGUGACUUCAGGUUGCUUAAUUUAUUGGACGGAGGUAGUAAUUUAUUUUAAGGACAAAGUGAUGAAGUGGGGAAAUUUAUAAAGCUAAAUAUUAUAUAUUUUAUUUUUCAUACAUGUUUGAAGUGCAAAUCUGUGGAAAUUCCAUUUGUAGGACCAAGUUGACAUGCCCAUCCUAACAUUGUAUGCUACAAGAACUCUUCUGAUGAUGGAAUUUUGAUUAAAGUGCACUGGACGAUGCCUCAGUAUCUGUUUGCUCCAUGUCUGGGGCUGAGGGUAGGGGGGUGGGGCUUUGCCACAGUCCGGGCAUCUGAGGCCCAUGUCUGGGGGACCCAGGAGCACUGAAGUGCUUGGAGGGGGGCAUGGUGCAGGGCUGAGCUCUUCCUUCCCCAAUGCCAGGCCCGGACUGCAGAUGUCGCACAGGCUCUGGCCAGCCUCCUGGUCUCCAGCCGGCCCCUACCUUCUCAAUCGGGAAUCAAACUUACCUAGAAGACACUCACCUCCCUGUCUCAGGCAUGACACCUGUUGGCCACCUACUCUGUGUUCUACCAUAUGUCUCAUUCACUCCUAACAACCCCCUGGAAGUGAAUCCCGAUUUACAGCUAACUGUGUGGAACAAUUAAACAGUGACUUGGAUCACACAGCUAGUUAAGGGCAGAGCUGGGGUCAAGCCCUGCCCCUGUUGUGAUUUCCCUCGCGAUCGCAUGGCUGACUGGGAGCCGUGGCUCACCACCGCUGCCCAGCGUCACCAGCGUCGUACUGCG